Molecule: messenger RNA, 910 nt
Organism: Salvia hispanica
Lineage: Eukaryota; Viridiplantae; Streptophyta; Magnoliopsida; Lamiales; Lamiaceae
Gene: NAKR2
Product: Chloroplast-targeted copper chaperone protein
Molecular function (GO): metal ion binding
Source: RefSeq, a predicted model, not a curated record
CACUACUCUCUCUCUCCAUUAUCUCUCUAGAGAGAAAAAAAGAAAGAUGAAGGGAGUGGACAUAUUCUGCGCAUCACAAGCUGCAACAUCAAUAUGCCUAAGCAUGGAGCCCAACUCCACCGCCUCUCCUUCCACCACCACCCUCCUCGGCGGCGGCAGAAUCAUCGACCGCCACAACCCCAUCAUCAAAGAUGCCAAAAGAGCCCCCAAAAAGACCAAGAAUCCCAAAACCCCUCCAAAUGAAAACGAAAACGACACCCCCUCCCUCUCAAAGCUGGAUUCCGCCGCCGCCGCCGUGAAGAGGAGCUGGAGCUGCACCAAGCCGGGCGACUUCCUCUCUCCUCCUGGCUCCACCAGGUAUUUGUUGGGAGAGAGAGUGAGCUACAAUCCAUCAAAUCUCUCCAUUGAGGAAUCCUCAAAUAAGGACUCCACUCUUUCUCAUUCUCCACAACAGGAGGUUGUUGUUGUGCUGAGAGUGUCUUUGCACUGCAGAGGAUGUGUCAAAAAACUCAGGAAACAUCUCUCUAAGAUGGAAGGAGUGAAAUCUUUCGACAUAGAUUUUCUGGCGAAGAAGGUGACGGUGACCGGAAAUGUGAUGGCGUCGGAUGUUCUUGCGAGCAUAUCUAAGGUCAAGAAUGCGCAAUUGUGGCCUCCUUCGAUUGCGUCUUCCAAUCCAACGUCGUUUUUUUCCUUAUUAUGGUGUCAAAAACAUAAUAAUAUAUGUUUAAUGCAAGCAAAACGAGUUCUUAAUCUAUGUUUAGGGCUUGAGCAAACUCAGUACAAGUAUACAACCAGUUUAUUAUUGGAGACAAGGAAACCAGCAAUGAAACUAUUGGCAAACCCAGAAUUCAAACAACAUUUUAUGGCCCCCCAAGCACAAAUAGAUGCAGCAAUAUUGGAAAACCCAUAA